AUGCAUUCCCCCGGACCACUUCUCGUACUACUCUUGAUCGCCACCCUCAAUCCGGUAACAGCCUAUUGGAAGACAGAAUUCCAUCCUUGCAAGGACAGUCGGACCCACGUGGGCGUAGCAGUCAGUUACCUCUAUUGCGACAUGUACAAGUUCACCAAGGCCGGAUACAAAUGCAACGAGACCACUUGUGUUUCUCCCUCGGUCCUUUGUAUCAAGGAUGGUCGCGAUCCUGUGGAUCAGGCGAAGACGUACCUGAGAGCCACAGGAGCAUGUCAGGAUCUGGACCGUGCGAAAUUCGAGGCUAUUAAGGGGCUGGAUAUGGUCGAGGACGAGGGGCAGAAGCAGCAUAGAUAUUUGUUCACGGAGCGUGUUCGUCCCCGCCGGCCUCUUUUUGUUGUUCGGUAG
This is a messenger RNA of Linnemannia hyalina, 405 nucleotides long. The record is from the annotation of a GenBank genome assembly. Lineage: Eukaryota; Fungi; Mortierellomycota; Mortierellomycetes; Mortierellales; Mortierellaceae.